This is a messenger RNA of Osmia lignaria (orchard mason bee), 3399 nucleotides long. Its product is annotated as colorectal mutant cancer protein. The record is from RefSeq and is a predicted model, not a curated record. Gene Ontology annotation, molecular function: calcium ion binding. Lineage: Eukaryota; Metazoa; Arthropoda; Insecta; Hymenoptera; Megachilidae.
GUUAGUGACUCGGUGACACUGGAAUCGGCGGUUGCGGGUUCUUGUGCGUGCGCCGCGACACCGGAAAGGACAGGUUCGUCUCACCCUUUCGGACAACAGUCGAACGCCUAUGCAAUCUAUGGACAUUGUACGAGCAACAAGAUCACGAAGAAUUUUGUGCGCCCAUAAUACGUAUACGAGAAAAUGGCACGCGCCCCUCGCCAGCGAUUUGUUUACGCGCUACGCAUCAGUUAAGUCUUACGGAACAAGAGAAUCUACGUACUUUAGACCAUCUAUAAAUAACCGUGACUUCCAUCGAGGUUCGUAGACCUUUGAGUUCCUCGAGUUGAGAUCUUGCGAGCAGUCGACGACGGUUCGAGUGCACGUCCCUCGAGAUCGAUUAAUGAGAGAUCGCGAUGCAACACGUGACUUAACUAUCGACCCGUGUCAGUACAUCGUACGUGUUUGACGCCAGUCUCUACAGAAUCUUAUCUUGACUUUGUUGGUGAUUCGAGAAGGAGAAUCGUUUCCUGGAAUAGUCUACCAGGGCAACGAAAGAAAUCUGAGAUGCGAGUGUGACAGCAUAAAAGAGGAGGGUCGCUUCUUCGAGGGAAUUGAACGAAAAAGAAAGAUGGACACGAAGCAGCCGGAUAGUGCGCCGAGAGUUGGUUACAAUGGAUUAACAGAGAAGUAAAGUGAAGAUGUCACAAACCGCGGAUGCUGAAAGUGAAGCAGGCUCCAUCUGCGACGAGGAACGCGUUAGGAAGCUGUUCCAAGCAUGCGACGGCGACGGAGAUGGUUUUAUCGACAGCCAGGACCUGUUGACGGUAUGCAGAGAGCUGAAUCUGGAGAAUUCGGUGGAGGAGUUGAUGAGAGAAUUAGGGGCGGACGAGCACGGUCGCAUUUCCUAUCAAGAGUUCCUCAGACGACGUUUGGCUCUGCGACCGGAAAUCGAGGCUCUCAGGUCAGGCAAACAUCGGACUAGUCCUCACCACACGCACACGCCGGAAUAUUUGCCUACCAGCAGUGACAAUAGUCUAGGCACCGUGUCUGGCAGGCAUGAAAGUUGGGAAUUCGACAGCGGUGCACGCGAUCUCUCGCCAGAACCCCACACCCUUCAGAAGCUAGUCGAAGCUGCCGCAGGUGGAACAGGAAACAUGCUCGACUUGGCAAACAAGCUUCACGCUGCCGCACUGUCCUCGCUGCGAUCAGAGGUGGCCGAGCUGAACUCGAGGCUGGUGGCUGCGACUCGCGCGAGGGAAGCCGCCGAAGCUGCUUUGGUCCGAGCCGAGGUGCAAGCUGCAAGAGCGGAACAGAGGGCAGAGCAACAAGCGGCAAGGCACGAGGAGAGACUGACCGAGUUGCAUUCCGUGAUCGCAGAGCUAGGAAGACAGCUCGAGAGACAUCGGGCUACCGUAAUUGCCGAGGAAGAUGAGUCUGAAAUAGAAACGAGUAGAGACGCGGAAGGUUCCAUCACGAAUCCAGUCGAAGAGAGCGAAGCAGGAGGUGACAUUCAGGGCGAUGGAGAUCGCACCUUGGGCGAUGUCGAUUCCAGCUGUUGCGAGGAUAUCGAACCGCGUACUACAGAGAAUGGCAGAGAACAGUUGGACAGUCCAGCGGCACUACCAACUCCAGAACCAGCGCAACAGGCGAAUUCCUGUCAAAGCGUCGCUGUGGCAGCGUUACAGGAAGAGGUGACAGCCCUUCGAACGGAAAUUGCAAGCUUACAAUCUCAGCUGGCUACUUUUAAGAACCAAAGUAGCAAUCACAGGCAACAUACUGACAGUGACUCGCCACGUAGAGAAACUAGGACAAGAGGCAACACCAGCUCACCGGAACCUUUGAGUGCACCUUGCUCGCCACUCUUGCCACCCCUGCAGACACCGCCGACAAAGAGCGUAACGAGGGAGGAAGCUCCGGUUCUUAAAAUGGCCGAGAGGGUGAGACUCAGGAGGACGGACGAGAGGCACAUCACAGGACCCGAUAUUACCAACCUGGGAGUGUGCUCCACGAUGGUGGCCGAGCACCUGGUGUCGGAUCUCCUGGAGCACUCGAAUCUUCAAGAACUGAACGGGUCCGAGAAACAAUUCGAGGUCGAAACAGAAAGGUUGAACAGUAGGUUGGAACACGCUCGAGCAAAUAAUGCGGUGCUUGCAUUGACCUUGCACGAAAGCAAAGCACAAUGCGAUAGAUUGAGUCUUCUAGUUGGAAAGUACGAGUCGAACGCGACCGCCUUACGCUUAGCGCUUUCCUAUAGCGAUCGUGCGAUUGAAGCUUACGAUGUUCUGGUAGCACUGCUAGAAAGUGAAAUUGCUUUAUCGACAGAGAGAAACAGCAUUACGAUUGAUAAUAGAAGGGCAGCUGAACAUAUUGCUUAUCACGUUUUGAACAAGUUGGAGAACGAACGUAUGAAUACCCUGAAUUCUCCAUGGGAUGACAGUAUAGUUUUGUCAGACGAAUCUGAAGUAGCUUGGACCGUUGAAGAUGAACAGAGACUCAGAAGACACAUUAGCAGAUUGAAAGGAGAACGGGCUAUGGUCAGAUCAACUGCGGUAGAAUUAGAAAGCGUACACGCUGAACCCCUAAACUCUAAAAACACUAUCUCCCUCGCUGAAGCUCGAAAAUUAGAUUUAGAAACUGCCGUUCUUAUGCAGGAAUUGAUGGCUAUGCGAGAAGAUAAGGCAGAGUUACGGGCACGGGUUUUCUUAUUGGAGAAGGAACGAGCUACUAUAGAAUUAAAAUUAAACGCGCGCGACACGCAAAUCGCGGCUCAGCAUGCUGCCAUUGAACAUCUUCAGGGUCAACUCAGUGAUACCGAAGCCAUGCUGGCAAUGGCUACAAAUAAAGAUCGAGGCUUGAGCGAUAACGAGAGCGAAGGCAUGGAAUCGGAAUUAAUAGAGGCGUUAGGUCGAGAAGCUAGGCUUAAGGAACGUUUACAGGAGCUGGUAUCAACGUUGGAUAAAGUUAACAAAAACUCUGAAUUAAGGCAUCAACAGUCCGCUGAACUCGUUAACGAUUUGAAAAGAGCCAAUGGAGCUCUGGUGCAAACUUUAGAGAAAUCUAAGAAAAAAUAUCAGUCCAGGUUAAAAAAGUUGGAACAGCAAAUGCUAGGCAUGGUAGAGAGGCAUGCUGCACAGGUGAAAACACUAAAGCAACGAAUAGCAUUAUUAGAAGAGGAAUCGGCUGGAUACAGAACGAGUCUACCGCUUCAAUCACAAAGUUCUGGCGCCAGUGAGACGUCGUUAUGACAACUCAGUGAUUAAUGAAUAUGAUUUAACACCUGUUCGACAAGUAUUUUUACUACCCUUCCUGUCGUUACAGAAUGAUCGAAAUGAAAAUAAAAUUUACGUAUUUUUUUACAUGGAUAGUUGCCCAAGGAUAAUGCUUAAUUAUUCGCUUUUGUAAUUAUACAAAAAAAAA